Molecule: messenger RNA, 2019 nt
Organism: Raphanus sativus (radish)
Lineage: Eukaryota; Viridiplantae; Streptophyta; Magnoliopsida; Brassicales; Brassicaceae
Product: zinc finger protein 4-like
Exons: 2
Coding region: 1262-2014 (250 amino acids)
Biological process (GO): negative regulation of abscisic acid-activated signaling pathway
Source: RefSeq, a predicted model, not a curated record
CUCUCAUCUCUCUCUCUCUCUUCUCCUAUUUCUUUUAAAUCCUCAAACUACCCUCGAGAUCGAUGGAGACAAAGCUGAUCAUAGCUCUCAGUUCUUUCUUCAAAUCCCAAGCCUCUGUCUCCUCUUCAUCUUAAGAGAAAAAUAACAAUUAAAAUCGAAUCUAUCGCGGAUCGCCACGUGUCGUGGGGCCCGCGGAACAGUAACGAUACGGUAUCACUGGAGUGAUACUCUACGGCACAGGUUCAUAACAUUUCAAUUAUUAUAUUAUUUUUUUGUCUCGAAAAACGUAUGAACUCUUCCUCUGAUUCUUUAAUGCGCAUGGCUUUAUGAUGCAUCACAGUUCUUAAAGUUAUUAUUUGCUUUCAAUGUAUAAUUAUGGACAAGACUUGGGUUCACCCCCUAUGGUGAACCUUUAAAUUCACCACCUCUUUAAUAACUAAUCAAAAUACCAAUUAGAUUAAUGAUUAAAAAUAUUAAAUAUUUUUUUCAAAAACCAAAAUAAUUAAAAAAAUAAAUAGUAUCAAUUUUAAUAAUAUUAGUGUCACUAUCUAAUCCCUAAACUCAAACUAUAUACCCUAAAUCCAAAUUCUAAACCCUAAAUUCUAAAUUAUAAACCCAAACUCUAUACUCUAAACCCAAAUCUUAAACCCUAAGCCCAAACCAUAAAUCAUAAACCCAAAAACCUGAACUCUAAACCCAAACAUAUACCCUAAACCCAAAUCCUAGAUUCUAAACCCAAAACGUAAAUACUAAAACCUAUGCCCUAAAUGUGCUCUAGGUUUGAGUUUAUGGUUUGGGUUUAGAGUUUAGGGUUUGGGUUUAGGGUAUAGGGUUUGAGUUUAGGGUAUAGUUUUGGGUUUAGAGUUUAGAUUUUUUGGUUUAUUAUUUAUGGUUUGGGUUUAGGGUUUAAGACUUGGAUUUAGGGUUUAAGACUUGGGUUUAGGAUAUAGAGUUUGGGUUUAUAAUUUAAAAUUUAGGGUUUAGAAUUUGGAUUUAGGGUAUAUGUUUGAGUUUAGGGAUUAGAUAAUGACAUUAACAUUAUUAAAAUUGACAUUAUUUAUUUAUUUAAUUAUUUUAUCAUUAAUCUAGUUGCAUUUUGAUUGGUUAUAAGAGAUGUGGUGAAUUUAAAGGUUCACCAUAGGGGGUGAACCCAAGUUCUAUCCUAUAAUUAUUACUUAUCUAGACAUUUUCACUUUCUCUAAAUAUUAAAAGUCGUUGCAGAAAAAGAUAAAACAACGGACCGUUAGUUUCUGCCAAAACUAUGAGACCCAUCUUAGGCCUUGAGGUUGAAGCUUCAUCGGAACAUGAUCAUCCAGACGAUACCAGUAGCCAAGCUGUCUCGAACUUGUCUCCGGUAGGAGAAUAUUGCAGACCCAUCUCUCUCAAUCUUAGCCUCCGUUUCAACAACAACAAUUUGGAUCUAGAAUCAUCUUCUUUGACGCUGCCAAUUUCGAGGACGAGCGAAAGUAACAACCCAGAGAAACAACAACAAAAACCGUCUGGAUUGAAGAGAGUCUUUUCUUGCAACUACUGUCAAAGAAAGUUUUACAGCUCUCAGGCUCUUGGCGGUCACCAGAACGCUCACAAACGCGAAAGAACGCUCGCAAAACGUGCUGUGCGUAUGGGUCUGGCUGGAGUUUUCCCUAGAGGAUCUAGUAGCCCCUAUGCCGCUCCUCUCUCUUGCCUCCCUCUGCAUGGUAACAUGACAUCAUUCAGGACUUUGGGAAUACAGGCGCAUGGCUGCUCGUCCCACGACCUAAGGCCAUCACCAGAAACGAUUAUUAGAAACAUUGCCAGGUUUAACCAGGGGUAUUACAGUAAUUGUGUACCUUUCUUCGUGGAGGACGAGGAUACCGAGCUGCUCUGGCCGGGGAGUUUCAGACAAGCGGCGGGGGCGGCGGUUACGGCUGAGGCUUGUAAUGAUAAUUUAGGUGAAAGCAAAGUGGAUUUCUUGGAGGUCAAACAAGCAAUGGAUACGGAGAGUUGUCUUCCAGAUUUAACCUUGAAGCUUUGAACUAU